Molecule: messenger RNA, 1879 nt
Organism: Prunus avium (sweet cherry)
Lineage: Eukaryota; Viridiplantae; Streptophyta; Magnoliopsida; Rosales; Rosaceae
Source: RefSeq, a predicted model, not a curated record
AUGCCCCUGUGAUGUAUGUGUGACUGUAGAUUAGGCAUGGCGAUAAUAUCAAUUAAUCAUGCACAGAAACGGGCGGUAUCCAUCAAAUCAAUAUUUAGCGUAGAAUUGUGAAGACAUGAAAAAUCAAUUAGUAAUGCUAAUAACAUGUAUCACCGUAUUGUUGAACACUUGAAAAACCCAGUGCCAUGCCAGUCUACAAGUUUAAUACUACUACAUAAAUUUAAACCGAAACGUAAUUAGCAAAUCUUACUUACUACACAAUACAGAUACAUCCUAAAUAUUUUUUAUUCUUUUUUUCACGAUUCCUUGUUUGUCUAUUUUUCUUAACUCAGUUUCCAGCUCAAUAUUCACGCGGCUGAAGAAUAGAUUCCUUAAUUACCAUAUAUAAUUCAAUGUAUGUAGUGUGAAUGAUUUCAUAUCCAGGUGGAAACUUGCCCAAUCUAGUGUGAAUGAUAUCAUAGGGAGUUGAGAAAACCAUUCCUAAUACAAACAAAUUAAUAGAGAUAUAAUAAUGCAGAUAGCUACCUCGUCUGCCUUGCACUUGAUUAGCUAAUGAUGAAGUUGACUUUUAACAUCCUAAUUCAUAAUGGUUUGUGGUUUCUCCUUCUGUUAGCUAGUAAUUAGUAUUUGCUGAUUUAUUAAUUAAUUAAUCAUCUCCACACCACACCACACGGAUGCUUGCUUGUCACUAAAUUUGGCACGAUUGGCCGGCGACAAUUCUUUCUUCUAUAAGUUGUCACUAGCUAUAGCUCUCUCUUCUCUCUCCUCUCUCUUUGGGAAAUUAGUCAAGCAACCUCAGUUACAUGUAUCAUGUGUGGGAACUACAAAUUACAAAUUAUCAUGGGAAGCACGUUCAAGAAGUGGCCUACCACAUUGAAAAACAAAGCAAAUAAACAAAAUAGGGAAUCAAUGCCCUUUAGAAAAACAAAUGGUUCCACCUAGUUCGUCUGGUUGCCGCCUUAUUCUUUGUAUAUAUAUGUAUGUACAGCCAGCCAGUUUUGCCACCAAAACCAAUAUUGUCAACAAAAUGAGUAGAAAAUAUGCAAGAUUGUGUGGUGGCCGUCCCACUCUUUGUCUUCCGAUCCAUUCUCUGUCUCUUCGAUCGAAACACACCUCCAGACGAAGUUCUGGUUCGAUCAAAACUGAUCAUAACAGCACAGAAUUCUUGAACAAUAGCAGCGGCAAGGAUGAUUUCAGUGCUGACAAUUUGAAAAGAGGGUCGUCUGAAGUUGGGAAUAAGAUAAUGGUUGUGGUGGAUCCAAGCCUUGAAGCUAAGGGUGCUCUUGAAUGGGCCCUGUCACACGCUGUACAAACCCAGGACACCAUUGUACUUGUUCAUGUAGCUAAGCCCUCCAAACAAGGUGCAGAGUCAGAUGGGAAGAUCAAUUUGAGGGCUUUUGAACUUCUUCACUCUAUGAAAAAUGUGUGUCAAAGGAGAAGGCCUGGGGUGGAAGUGAAGGUAGCAUUGCUUGAAGGGAAAGAAAAGGGACCAAUAAUAGUGGAAGAAGCAAAGAGACAAAGGGUGUCCCUGCUCGUUCUUGGCCAAAAAAGAAAGAGGUCAAUGUGGUGGCAACUCAUCAAGAGGUGGACAAGGAGCAGAUCCUCCGGCGAGGUAACUGUCGAAUACUGCAUCCAAAAUGCUGCUUGCAUGACGAUUGCCGUGAGGAGGAAGAGCAAGAAACUUGGAGGCUACUUGAUCACCACUAAGCUUCACAAGAAUUUCUGGCUUCUGGCUUGAUUUGAAAUAAAAAAAAGACGCUUUUAUUUAUUGGGCUCCGUUUUGUUAGAUAAGUUAAGCAAUGUAGAAUCUGUGUUUUUGGUAUUGUGGUGUGAUGGGGUUGUGCAGACAAGUUAAAAAAGCACUUCUCUGCCCAUACAA